This is a messenger RNA of Rhagoletis zephyria (snowberry fruit fly), 807 nucleotides long. Its product is annotated as gastrula zinc finger protein XlCGF7.1-like. NCBI's taxonomy places the organism in Eukaryota, Metazoa, Arthropoda, Insecta, Diptera, Tephritidae. Gene Ontology annotation, cellular component: nucleus. The record is from RefSeq and is a predicted model, not a curated record. Gene Ontology annotation, biological process: regulation of gene expression.
AUGUACGACGAGUUUGAUUGUGAGGUCGAAGAAGAGGCCACAACAAUGAAGGUGAAAGAAGAAGAAGAUUCGGAGACUGAUUGCUAUGUUUUGGAAAGUGAUGAUGAUCAAUCAGCAGGAAAUGUGAUCAAAACUGAAGAUCAGUCUGAAACUUCAAUUGAUAUGUACGAAGACGAGUUUUAUGAGCGCCUGGAACAGGAUUUUUAUGCCAACAAUAAUGCCAAUGAAACGAGUGAAGCAGUGAACGUCAACGAAGAACAAGAGACGGAUUCUGAUGCCACUGAAAUUGAUGAGGAUGCUAAAAUCCACAAGUGUCAGCAGUGCGACAAAAGCUUUCCAACUCCAUAUAAUCUCAAUCGACACCAACUAGUGCACAAUGGCAUUCGAGCUUACCAGUGCCCAACAUGCUCCAAAGCAUUUAAGGAGAAGGGUCAUCUCAAACAACAUCAACAAGUGCACACUGGCAUUAAAACGCACCAGUGCCCAACAUGCUCCAAAUCAUUUGGGCAAAAGGGUACUCUCCAACAACACCAACUUGUUCACACUGGCAUUAAAGCGCACAAGUGCCCAACAUGCUCCGAAUCAUUUGGGCAAAAGGGUACUCUCAAGCUACACCAGCUUGUUCACACUGGCAUUAAAACGCACAAGUGCACGAUUUGCUCUAAAUCAUUUGGGAAAAAGAAUAAUCUCAUUUCACACCAAGCAGUUCACACCGACUCUCGAUCCUUUCAAUGCUCCAUUUGUGAAAAAGCGUUCAAAUGGAAGCGUGGUCUCAAAAAGCAUCUUCAAACUCAUAAUCAGCAGUAA